UAAAAAGAAGUAAUGCAUGGGAUUGUUAACAUUUUAAAACUAAUUCGCGUGGACGUAAAUAGUGAAACAAAGCAAUUAUUAUAAAAAAAAGUUUAUACCAAAAUUUGUCAAGAUGAAUACGAAUGGUAGUUCAGGAAUUGGGACAUCGUUAAAUUUGACAGGAUCGCAUUUAAAUGACAAGCAUUUACAUAUGAAACAAUUUAUAAGUACAGCAUUGGAAUAUAGCAGGACUAAAUCAGAGGCUUGUGCAAAUCAACUAAAUCGACAUUUACAAAUAAUUGGAGUUGUUAUAGAUUUAAGUACAUUUGAUCCUCAUAGCAGUGUAGUCGCUGAAUUUUACGUGAGCUUACAUGAAUUAAUGUGCGGCUUAGAAUCUCGAUCAACUUUACUAUGGGGCGGCGUUAACGUAUUACAACAGGCGUGUCGUAAUCGAGCUGCACAUUUUGCAUUAAUUCAUACAUAUCAUUUUUUACCGAUUUUAAGUCGAUUUCUUGGUGAUCAAUUAACACGCGAGAAAAAAGUACGAUUAUUAACAUUAAUACAAGAGCUAACAUAUGGAAUACGUAUCUCAUGGCAAGAGCCACAUGUACCACAUUUAAUAGCUACAAUGGUCAAGUGGAUACAAUCUGGUGAACAGAAUAUUGUGAAUUUAUCAUUGGGUAUUCUUAUUAAUUUGUGUUAUAAGAAUUUACCGGCUAUUUAUACACUGAUGCGAUGUGUUGACACAAAAGCUUUCAUGCGAACAGUCAUGAGCAUGGAGGGCAAUAACAUCGAUGUACAAAUUUGUAAAUUAUUAAUAAUUUUGGAAAAUAUUAAUGGUGAAGUACCAACAAAAGAUAUAUUAAAAUUUGUCGCUGUUACAUUUGAUACAGUUGCCGAUGCGCUUCAAAAUCGAGAUGUUGUACAAUUACGACAUAUUGUUGACUUUUUUAUUGAUGUAAAAUCACAGCAUAAUCAACGUGCAGCUUUUUCGGAAUUUCAAAAUUAUGUUCAUCAUAUUGAAAAACUUAUUAAGAUUGUAAAUACUAAUAAUGAAAAUGGUGGCGAUGCUACAAUAACCGAUCCAGAAUGUGUAGCAAUGUUAUUUGAAUUUCUCUUAGCACUUGUCCAAUUAAAUUUACCCGAUAUAAUACCAAUGCAUGCUCAAUUGGCACAACUUUCAUUAAAUUGGGUACAAACUGAACAUGUUAGCACAAAAGCAUUAACAUUAUUACGGUGUGUUGCAACGGCAAAAGGUGUUGACACCGAAAAAAUUUUACAACCACUGGCAAAUGGAUUACAAGUAUUAUUAGUUACAUUGAAUACAGGAUGCACUGAAGAUGAAUCUUUACACCAAACUGCUGAAUAUCAAACACGAUUAACUGGUUUAUUUCAUUUAUUACGUGAAAUGACCAAGUGUCCAUCAUUACGAGUGCAUGUUUUAGAAGGAUUAAAACAAGAAUCUGUUUGUAAAGUAUUCUCACCAUUAGUAUGUCUAACAUUUUCACCAAGAAGUCGUGAUCAAGAUACAUUCAGUGAAGAAGCAACGUUAUUAUAUAUAAAUGCCUUAGCAUUGGUACGACAAUUAGCACCGUUAGAUAAACAAUGGCAGUCAUUAUAUAUUCAACUAAUGGAACAUAAACAAAUACAUAUGGUGAUUGCACAUGCAUUUUGUAAAGGCAAUGCUGAAAUCAAAUCAUUGAUAUUCCAAAUUGCUAAAACAGGUGAAUUUCAAAGUGAAAAAGUUGCACAAGCAUUCUUAGAAAUUCAACCGUUAAUUGAUUUUGGUAAUGGCAGUGAUAUAAUUAUGAUUGGGGGUGAUUGUAAACAAUUGUCAAGUUAUACGGAGCAACAAGUUCCUUAUACGAUUAUGAGUUUGGGUCAAGAAGAAAAAUUGGAUAACCUUAUACAUAAAUUACAAGAAGCUGUUGCAAAUAACCAAAUAGCUAACAUUGCCACAUCCGAUGUAAUGGAAUUAUUUGAAUAUAAAAUGGCUGCAAUGAGGCAUGCGGAAAGUGCCGCUCAAAUAAGUUUAGAAGCCGCUGGAAAACAAGCAACUCAUUUAAAGCAUCGUUUGGCACAAAUGUCUGCGGAAUCAUCUCGAUUGCAUCAAAUGUUAUUCCAUUCACAACAAUGUCAAGAGAAUAAUACAGCAAAAUUGAAUAAAGUUGAAGAGAAUAUGCGACAAACAGUGAUACGAUUAGCCAAAUCAAAAACACAUUGUUCUGAAUUUGAAAAUCAAUUAAAAGCAACUCAAUCACAGUUACAAAUACGAACAAAUGAAUUGCGCGCUAGUGAAGAGAAAUAUCAAAAUUUAUCACAACGUUAUAAUGAAGCGUUAGAAAAAAUUACUCAAUUAGAAGAUCGUGUUAAUGAACAUUCAACGAAAAAUGCCGAAUUUUGUAAGGUGAUUAAAAAAAUGGAAGACCGUAUUUUGGAUAUGGAUAAGAAAUUAGAUGAAAAGAAAACAGCACUUACGAAGGCUAAUACAAAGAUAACAAAAUUACAGGAUGAAGUUUCAACAUACGAAAGUAUAUGUAAACGUAAUGAAGAACAAAUGGCACAAAAGGAUAAGGAAUAUUUGGAACUUCAAACUGAAUUAGAGGAUUAUAAGAGUAAAUUAGAAUGGAUUGUGCAAAUAUCUAUGAAUAAGUCAAAAAGAAGUCAAUGAUGUAUAUGAACAAAUGAGUGAGAGGAAGAAUGUCAAUAAAGUUGAUUUGUGCUGUCAUCCUGUUGGUACAAUAUAUAAUUUUGACAAUUUUAAUUUAACUUCAACGGUUUUCAUUUGUGAAUCGUGUAUGCUAAGUGAUAAUCAAAUUAUUAAAUAUUUU
Molecule: messenger RNA, 2810 nt
Organism: Chrysoperla carnea
Lineage: Eukaryota; Metazoa; Arthropoda; Insecta; Neuroptera; Chrysopidae
Product: protein CIP2A
Exons: 7
Coding region: 113-2650 (845 amino acids)
Source: RefSeq, a predicted model, not a curated record